GUCUGAUAAAUAAAAAUCACUACAACAAUAGGGGCUGCGAGUGCUAAAGGAACCCUGGCGACGCCGCCCUGAGGCAAAUAAUCACCAUAGUAGUGGCUGGCAUGUGUUGAGAGCUCUCCGCACUGGUGUCAGUCCGCCAGUCAUCAUUAUAAGCCAUCGUCUCUCUUUCAUAAGCUAACGAAAAGUGAACCCAGAGUGCUUAAGUAAAUUGUCCCAAAUCGCACAGCUAGCGAGUGGGGAGCCAGAGCUGGAAACCGGGUGGUCUGGCAGCAGAAUCCGCGCUCUCCAACGCCUCCUUAUUUUGUCCCCCUGAGCUGGUGAAUGAGUAAACUUCAGCGCCGCACCACACGCCCAAGUGGUUAGGCAGGUAGCUCUGGCCCGGGGCAGGGGGCGGAGACUAGCCCGCCCUGGGAUCCGAGAAGGCCCCCUGGAGCACGGGUCGGGGCUGGGCCUGGAGGCCGCAGCCUCAGCCAGCGGAGGAUCUGCGGAAGGUAGAGGCACCUUCUCAGAUGCGCACGUCCCGCGCCAAGGCUGCCAGGUGUGAAGGUCAGGUGCGCGGGCAGAGAGGCAGCUCUGCCUUAGGGAGCCGGUGGCCCUCGCAGCCCACCCUCCCGCAGCCGCAGGGGGCCCCGGGCGCCCCUCCUGGUCCCGAGCCUUGCGUUUUCAGGGAGCGCAGGCUGCGCUGGCGCCCUUCCCUGGACUGAGCUGCAGCCUCUGGGCGCUGGGUCUUUGCCCCCGCCGUCUGUCGCCGCAGGGCAGGACACGACGUGGGACCGCCCCUACGCCUGCCCGACGGCCCUGCGCCAGGCUUUAAAAGCCUGCCCCGGGAGGGCUGUAGGCGCGGACAGACGCGGAGACCUGCGAAAACAAACUCCGGCCCGCGCCCCGACUGGACUGCUGACAGGAGCAGCCCCAUGACGGAGCAGGUGGCCCUGGUGAUUGGGGGCAUCGUUGCGGGGCUGCUGUUGUUUUUCGGGGUGAGCUGCUGUCUCUGGAAGAGGAUUUGUGCUGUGUUCGCCUAUAAGGAGCUGCCGGGGACCACAGCUGCCUCCAGUGGACAGGGGUGCAAACUCUACACACCAUGUGCCAGGACCCAGUCAAGCAGGCCGAGUGUGCCAUUCAUGGUGCCCCCUUCCUACCAAGACCGAGACUGGAUGCCCAUGAACAGCAGAGAGUGGGCUCAGGCCCCACAGGAUGCCCACCCAGCCCCAGAGCUCCCACCCUACACCCCCAGUGGCAGCCUUGGAGAUGCAUGCGUAGUGGGGACCAUCAACCCAGAGCUGUACAAGUUCCUGGAGGACAACAGUGAGACCGACUUCCCUGAGGGCUGUCUGGGGCGGCUGUGGUUCUCAGUGGAAUACCAGCAGGAGGCCGAGAGGCUGCUGGUAGAUUUGAUCAAGGCUCAGAGGCUGCAAGCCCCCUCAGAGACCUGCAGCCCCCUGGUGAAGCUCCACCUGCUGCCCGAUGAAAGGCGCUUCCUCCAGUCCAGGAUCAAACGCAAAACUGCCAACCCACAGUUUGAUGAACACUUCAUCUUCCAGGUGUCCAGCAAGAGCAUCACUCAGAGGGUGCUGAGGUUCUCAGUGUACCACGUGGACAGGCAGAGGAAGCACCAGCUCCUGGGCCAGGUGUUUUUCCCCCUGAAGGACGAGACCCUAGAGGGUGACUGCCGGCGCAUCAUCUGGAGAGACUUGGAGGCUGAGAGCUUGGAGCCUCCAUCGGAGUUUGGCGAUCUCCAGUUCUGCCUCAGCUACAACGACUGCCUGCACCGCCUGACUGUGGUCGUGCUGCGCGCUAAGGGCCUCCAGCUCCAAGAGGACCUGAGUUUUGCCACUGCAGCAGCUGAGAGUAAGGGGGCCUUGGCACCUGGGGCGGGCAUGUGCCCCCGCAGCACGACCUCUGCAGGCCAGAUCCUGAGCCCCUUCCCACCCUCCCCGGCCCGCGGUCUGCACUGCUCCACAGGUGUGUCUGUCAGAGUGUCUCUGAUGAACCACAACAAGUUCAUCAAGUGCAAGAAGACUUCCGCUGUGCUGGGCUCCGCCAACCCUGUGUACAGUGAGACCUUCAGCUUCCAGGCCGGCCCCACAGAGCUGGACACUGCCAGUCUCAGCCUCACCGUGCUGCAGAGCGCCGAAGGGGACAAGAGCCACCAGCUGGGCAGGGUGGUGGUGGGCCCCUACAUGUAUGCCCGAGGCAAGCAGCUGGCACACUGGAACGAGAUGCUCAACAAGCCCAAGGAGUUGGUGAAGCGCUGGCAUGCGCUGUGCCGCACCACCGAGCCCUGACUCGCCGGGCCCUCGGGCCUGUUCAGCAGCCCUCGCCCUCUCUCCUCACAGCCACGUGUGACGCUUCAUCCGGCAUCUCACUGGGCUGCCAGGCCAGCCCGAGCCAAGGGAAUGUGGGUGCUGAUGUGCAGAAGGGAAGGGGGGCAAGAACGCCCCCACCUGGGACAGCAGUGUGGCCAGUUGCUGGUCACUACUCGCCCGCCAGAGAGACCCUCCUGACUCAUUCUGUCCUCCUUCACCCAUGGGGCAGCCUGGACUUAGAAUCCGGGUCCUUGGCCGUCAUGGCCUGGAGUAAUCGUGGUUAUCACCUGAACUGGAAUCUCAGGCACUGGGGAGUUUUCCAUUUGGUGACAGCACAGCUAUGCAUGCUGAAUGGAAGUUCCGGGUACGCUUGGUUCCACCAUCUUGGAACGCCAAUGUGUCGAUGCAAACCUGCUGCAGUUUUUCUGCUGAAGUUUCUCUGUGUUCUGCCUAAUGGAGAAAAUAAACUGCUCUGGGGGAAAUAGUAGGGGGUAGGGGAUGUCCAAGCCCUUAUGUAAGUUGGUCCACAAUACACAGCUCAGUCUGAGAGUUGGGUUCCCAUGUAGGUUGGAGCAGUCGCAGGAUGCCCCCAGCUCAGGGAUCACAACUUCUGGUGUCAGAAUAUGUGGGAGAAUGCUGUGAGCAGCCCGCCCAGAUACCGGGUAGUGGCCAGGUCCUCGGUAUCCCUGCCCUGGGCCUGCUGAAGAGGGCCUCACCACACUGCUCCCUCCCUGGGGCUGUGUCCCAUCCUGGCCCACAUCAUGGCAAGUCCUGCCCAUAGAUCACUCCACAAGAGUCCAAAACCCCACACCCCUGGUCUUACAGGUGUUUAGCACUGGUUUCUGUGUCUUGGUUAAGUGUUCAGAUCCUGGGGCUCUCGCUUUGGGCAGGAAAUGAAAGUAUGUGGCUGAGCAUAGCCCACAGAGCUGAAAGCUUUUCCUAUAAACCUAGCCAUUUCAUCAUAAGUAUUGUGUGAGGUAGGUGUCUGUAAACUUCAUUAAGAUGGAGUUUCCACAAAUCACUGUCCUCAACUCCCAGUAAAGUACUCACCGUAAUGAGCAGUUAUUGUGCUUGUCACUGUCACUUAACAGGCAAUUUCUAUUUUCACCCAAAUGCUGUUGAACUUGUAGAGACAACAUAUUGUUAUUAUAUAACUAGAACAAAACUUUAAACCUCCUCUUUUCUUAGUGAAACAACUUUUUCUGCAGUGAAACAACUUCAGCAAAGGAAAGUAGUACAUGUUCCACUUGGUUUGUGUGUCUCUUGACUUACUUCACUUCCAGUCUCGAUGCACAAAUAUAGGCUUUACCUGGCAGUGGUUUGUAUAGACAGAAUAUCCCAUGUUUGCUUUUUCUCAAUUAUUUCAGGUGCACAUUUUCAACAUAGUCCACACUCUUGUAAUGCCUAAUAGUGUCAUAGCACACACAUAAUAGGAGUUCUCUGCAUGUUUGUAUAGCAGGCUACUAAAAUGGAACUGUUUCCUUUUCACCUGAGGUCCUGAGACAACAGGUGCCAACCACCCCCACAUUUCAAGGGGACUUUCAUGCUUAUCAGUGGCCUUUUCAGGGCCACUUGGAAGUAUCACCUUUGCAGAAUUGAGUGGACUGGUAUGUCCUACUCACAGCUGAAAAAUCUCAAUGUCAAGUGACUGGCAGGCUCUCUGCUCUGAUGGAGAGGAAGUAGGGGUUGUUGCUCUUUGGGGCUGACCCCUGUCUACAGAAAUGGUCAGGGCAAAAAAUACACAAGUGCUCCCAUGGACCAGAGAGAGCUGGCCUGGAUUGUCUCAAUCUUGUCCACAAGGUGACUUCAGCAGGACAAAACCCUUUACAUUUCCUUAAAUAUCUGAGAAUCAGCUUGUCAGUUUCCACACCAAAAAGUGCUAGAGUUUGAGUAGAUUUUCACUGAGUAUAUAGACCCACUUUGGGGCCGUGUGUUAUUUUUACAACAUUGAAUCUUCAGUCCAUUAACAUGGUAUAUCCUCCUGUUCCUUUAGGUCUGCUGCAAGAAAACUGUUUCGUGGUUUUCAGGAGAGUGUUCUUGCACAUCUUUCAUUAGAUUUAUUCUAGGUGUUUUAUAUUUGUUGCUAGUAUAUAAGAUUCUGUUGAUCUUUGUUCAUUUAUAUCUAUGAGUGGCCUUGCUAAAGUCACUUAAAUUGUAAUAGUUUGUCUUUAGAUUCUUUGUAUUUUCUUUAUAGUCAUGAUCUCUGUGAAUGGCAGUUUUAUUUCUUCCUCCAAUCUGUAUGCCUUCUUUGUCUCAUGCCAAAUUGCAGUGGCUGGGUAAUUGGGCAAGAACAACGAAAGACAUCAGAUUGUAAAGGAAGAAGUAACAUUAUAUUUGCAGAUGACAUGGUCUUGUAUAUAGAAAAUCCGAAGGAAUCCACAAAAAACUAUUACAGCUAAAAAACAAGUCCAGCAAGGAAGCAAGAUUGAUAUACAAAUUGCACUGGCUAGGGCCUUUAGCAGAAUGCUGGCUACAAAGAGUGAUGGUGAAUAUCCAUGUCUCAUUCUCAUCUUAGGGGAGAAGUUUUCACUAUUGACUAUUUAGUUUGAUGCUUGCUAUAGGACUUUCAAUGUACUCGUGAUCAUGUAGUCUCAAUUUGUUAAAAGUUUUUUUUAAUCACAGUGUUGAAUUUUAUCUAAUACUUCUCUGCAUCUUUCGAGAUAAUCAGACUUUUAUCCUUUAUUCUUUUAAUGUGAUGAAUUAUAUUGAUUGACUUUUGAAUGUCAAAGAAAACCUACAUUCUUGUAAUAGAAACCAGUGGUGUUUGUCUAUGUGUAUAUGUAUAUAUAUAUAAAAAAUAAUACUUGGACUUGUUUAUUUAAAA
This is a messenger RNA of Manis pentadactyla (Chinese pangolin), 5130 nucleotides long. RefSeq names its product synaptotagmin 15 (gene SYT15). Gene Ontology annotation, molecular function: calcium ion binding; phosphatidylserine binding; syntaxin binding. The record is from RefSeq and is a predicted model, not a curated record. The coding region runs from base 915 to 2285 and encodes 456 amino acids. Lineage: Eukaryota; Metazoa; Chordata; Mammalia; Pholidota; Manidae. Gene Ontology annotation, biological process: regulation of calcium ion-dependent exocytosis; calcium-ion regulated exocytosis; regulation of dopamine secretion. The transcript is spliced from 8 exons.